Messenger RNA from Ipomoea nil (Japanese morning glory), 2352 nucleotides. RefSeq lists its product as uncharacterized. The record is from RefSeq and is a predicted model, not a curated record. The transcript has 5 exons. NCBI's taxonomy places the organism in Eukaryota, Viridiplantae, Streptophyta, Magnoliopsida, Solanales, Convolvulaceae. Gene Ontology annotation, molecular function: DNA helicase activity. Gene Ontology annotation, biological process: DNA repair; telomere maintenance. The coding region runs from base 1 to 2352 and encodes 783 amino acids.
AUGGUUGAGUCUGGAAGACUGAUUUAUAUAAGGACACACCAAAAAAGCCUAAGGUGUGAGAGUUAUAGUGGAUUGACUGAUGCUUUGACAAGGGGUGAAUUAAGCCCUGCAGCCCAAGGUCGCAGAAUAAUACUACCUUCAAGUUUUACGGGUGGUGUUAGAUACAUGAUACAAAACUACCAAGAUGCAAUGGCAAUAUGUAGAUGGAUUGGAUACCCAGAUUUAUUUAUAACCUUUACAUGCAAUCCGAAGUGGCCUGAGGUGCAACGCUUUUUAAAAGACCAAAGGUUGAAGCCAGAAGAUCGGCCGGACAUAAUUUGCCGGUUAUUCAAGAUUAAGUUGGAUGCUUUGAUAGCUGAUUGUCGAAAGAAUAAAAUAUUUGGCCCUGUGGCUGGAGUCAUAUAUACAAUUGAGUUUCAAAAGAGAGGUCUUCCGCAUGCUCAUAUAUUACUUUUUUUGGAGAAAAGUAAAGAAGUUAGGCAAGUUCUUACUCUAGACAACAUAAUUUACGCAGAGAUUCCAGAUGAAAAGAAAGAUGCAGAGUAUUACCAAGCGGUAGAGGAAUUUAUGAUGCAUGGUCCAUGUGGAAAAGCGAGGACCAAUUCUCCAUGUAUGGUAAAUGGGCGAUGCUCUAAACAUUUUCCUAAGAGAUUUGUUGAUAGUUCUACAUUUGAUGACGAUGGUUACCCGGUAUAUAGAAGGAGAGACAAUGGCAGUGUAGUUACAAAGAACGGGAUCGCCUUGGACAACAGGUAUGUGGUACCACACAAUAGAUAUUUAUUGCUCAAGUACAAGGCUCAUAUAAAUGUCGAGUGGUGCAACCAGUCACGGUCAAUCAAGUACCUGUUCAAGUAUGUUAACAAGGGUCAUGAUCGGGUAACCGCCGAGUUUUACAAAACAGGCAAUGAUGACGAGAAUGACAAAGCAAUAGAUGAGAUAAAUAUGUACUAUGACUCUACUGGUGAAAUUUUCUAUUUGAGGUGUUUGCUGAACAAAGUCCGCGGCCCUAAAAGUUAUGAAGAUAUUAGGACUGUAAAUGGGGUGCAAUAUGACUCAUUCCGAGAUGCGUGUUAUGCAAGGGGUUUAGUUGAUGAUGACAACGAAUAUGUUGAUGCAAUAGAUGAAGCAAGUCAUUGGGCGUCAGCAAAUCAAUUGAGGAGAUUGUUUGUGACAUUGCUAAUGAGCAGUUGCAUGGGGAAACCGGAAAUAGUUUGGCAUGCCGUUUGGCAACAUCUAUCAGACGAUGCACAAUUCAACGUCCGUAGACAAUUGCAGAACAAAGAUUUUGUGUUGACCGAUUCGCACAAAAUGAACUUUGCUUUAGUAGAGAUUGAGAAGCUAUUAUCUAAUCAUGGUAAGAGUUUGAAGGACUAUCCUGAGAUGCCAACUGCAAAUUUUGGUGCCUUAAAUGUUAUUGCAAACAGAUUUAUUCAAGAAGAAUUAGCAUACGAUUGUGCGAACAUGAGAAAGAGAAUCAAGAAUUGGUCUAAGAGUCAAAUAGUGUUAAAUGUAGCUUCUAGCGGCAUAGCUUCGCUGUUAUUGCCCGGUGGCAGGACGACACAUUCUCGGUUUGCUAUUCCGAUAUCUGUUAAUGAAGAUUCCACAUGCAACAUACGUAACGGCAGUGAACUGGCGGAACUUCUUGUGCAAACAAAGUUGAUAAUAUGGGACGAAGCCCCCAAGAUGCAUAAAUUCUGCUUUGAAGCCCUGGAUCGAACUAUGCGGGAUUUGAUGCGCUUCAUAAAUCCAAUGAGUUCUAAUAUGACAUUCGGUGGUAAGACAGUUGUUUUGGGGGGCGAUUUUAGGCAAAUUUUACCAGUCAUUCCAAAGGGUACUAGACCGGAUAUAGUUAGAGCGAGCAUUAGCUCAUCCUAUCUAUGGAAAUCCUGUAAAGUCCUAAAGUUGACUAAGAAUCUACGUUUGAAGAGUGUUCAAUCAGAAACCGAGUGCAAGGAGAUCGAGGAAUUUGCAAAAUGGAUAGCUAAUAUAGGUGAUGGAAUUAUUGGGUGUCAACUUGAGGGGGAGUCAGAGAUUACUGUUCCAGAAGAUUUGUUGUUGAAGUGCGAAGAUGACCCUAUUGCUACAAUUGUUGAUAGCACUUUCCCCAAUUUCCGACUGGGAAUUGCCGAUUUGUCAUAUCUUAAUCAUAGUGCAAUUUUAGCUCCAACAUUGGAUGUGGUAGAUGCUGUUAACCAAUACAUGAAUGAUCAUAAUCCUUCUGAGGGUAAGACGUACUUGAGUUGUGAUUCUGUGUGUAAGUCAGAUGCCAAUGUUGAUAUGUUAGCGGAUUUGCACACUCCCGAAUUCUUGAAUGCCUUGAGAUGUUCUGGAGUACCAAAUCAUGCAUAUUGA